AUGAAGGUCACCAAUCAGGACCAAUCGCGCUCAAAGAAACUCUCCCAGAUUUUGCAUCCGAUGACUUCUACACCCCCUGGUCAAGGUGGUGCUUUGCAGACAGAACAACAAUACUUGAUCAGGAGAAGCCAGUACUCCCCAGCUCUUACUACCCGUAGUGCCCUUCUAUUCGAUUUCUUGCGCACAACAUUUCUUCCGCAGCUCAUCCGACCAGCUGCAACAUGUCGCCUGAUCGAGUUAUUUAGCCGGGAGUCACUGGUCAUGGCAACCCAAGUUCCUGCCUGCAUGCAUGCAUUGCUUGCAUGUUCUGGCGCCGAGAUUCCCGCCCAAUCGGCGGAUAUCCAAGAAAUGACUCAAUAUCAUUACGCCAAAGCGGUGGCUGGAUUACGCAAGAGCUUGGAAAAGCAAGGAUCGGCCAAGGGAUGGUUGGUGACCAUGCAUACCGUCCUGAUGCUAUGCAUAUAUGAGGUCAGUCCACGACAGGUAUUGAUUUGCAAGCGAUCGACCUACUUACUAGCAAGCAGAGAUCUAAACCUCGUGGCCCUGUAA
Molecule: messenger RNA, 549 nt
Organism: Penicillium brevicompactum
Lineage: Eukaryota; Fungi; Ascomycota; Eurotiomycetes; Eurotiales; Aspergillaceae
Exons: 1
Coding region: 1-549 (182 amino acids)
Source: RefSeq, a predicted model, not a curated record